Mus pahari (shrew mouse) is the source of this 2527-nucleotide messenger RNA. RefSeq names its product TP53 induced glycolysis regulatory phosphatase (gene Tigar). Gene Ontology annotation, cellular component: cytosol. The coding region runs from base 82 to 891 and encodes 269 amino acids. Gene Ontology annotation, biological process: negative regulation of programmed cell death; fructose 1,6-bisphosphate metabolic process; negative regulation of glycolytic process. The record is from RefSeq and is a predicted model, not a curated record. Lineage: Eukaryota; Metazoa; Chordata; Mammalia; Rodentia; Muridae. The transcript is spliced from 7 exons. Gene Ontology annotation, molecular function: fructose-2,6-bisphosphate 2-phosphatase activity.
UAGUGCAGGCAAAGUGGCCCCGCAGUUAGGCGCAGCGAGGUGCUGCAGAGCCGGGUCGUAGCUCACGCGACUUGGGCCAAGAUGCCGCGCUUCGCCUUGACCGUCAUCCGCCAUGGUGAAACAAGACUUAAUAAGGAGAAAAUCAUUCAAGGACAAGGUGUAGAUGCGCCCCUUUCCGAGACUGGGUUUCAGCAAGCAGCAGCCGCUGGGCAGUUUCUGAGUAAUGUGCAGUUUACGCAUGCCUUCUCCAGCGAUCUCACGAGGACAAAGCAAACCAUGCAUGGCAUUUUGGAGAAAAGCAGAUUUUGCAAAGACAUGGCAGUGAAGUACGACUCCAGACUCCGAGAAAGGAUGUACGGGGUCGCAGAAGGCAAGCCGCUAAGUGAGCUUCGGGCCAUGGCCAAAGCCGCUGGGGAAGAGUGUCCCAUGUUCACCCCGCCUGGAGGAGAGACAGUAGAGCAGGUGAAAAUGCGAGGAAAGGAUUUCUUUGAUUUCAUUUGUCAGCUAAUCCUGGGCAAGGCAGGCCAGAGAGACAGCGUCAUGCCUGCAGUGCCAGACAGCAGUUUGGAAAGCUCUUUGGCAGAGGUUUUUCCUGUGGGAAAACAUGGCAGUUUGGGGACGAACCCCAAAGGUGGCACCCCGGGCUUAGCAGCCAGCAUCUUAGUUGUGAGCCAUGGCGCUUACAUGAGAAGCCUCUUUGGUUAUUUUCUGAGUGACCUCAGAUGCUCGUUGCCGGGAGCGAGAGACAAAUUCGAACUUUCCUCCAUCACUCCCAACACUGGGAUCAGUGUCUUCAUCAUAGACUGCGAGGAAGCGCGCCAGCCAUCGAUUCAGUGUGUUUGUAUGAACCUCCAGGAGCACUUGAACGGAGUGACAGAAAAGCAGCGCUGAGUUGAUCUAAAGAAGAGGUGCUGAAAACUGGUAUCUAGAAGGCACAGAUGAAGAACGUUUCCUCUAGGUGGCGCUAUAGGAAAGGGAUUUUGAUUGCUGCUCAGGACUCCUGCUCACACCACAGCCUCAGGGAAAGGAAUUACAUGGGGAAAAUGUAAUCGUAACACUGGACCCAGAUAGGCAUCAAACUUAAACCUAGAAAAGAUGCAGUUCACUUGCGAAGGAAGGAAAAGGUCGAGGCUCACCACUGCUGGCUUGCCACAGCUGUAAAGCACUGCUAGGUCCUUCCCCUGUCUAGACACUUUGUGGAGCUGGUGUCAACACUUUGGGUUCUGGUGGCCCCAGAUUAGGGAUUUACUUGAGGUUCCAAAUGCAUAUGUACCUUGAACAAAAGCAUCACUAAUAUAUGCAUCCAAAGUGUGGCCAUGUUCCAAGAAACCCAAAGAUAUGAUUAAGGAGGCCACAGAAAAGUUGCCCUAUGGGUGACAGCGAACUUCAGCUCAAAAGUCAGUGACAGCGUCGGGGACCAGUGGUGGAUGCAUGAAUUUGAGAGGGAAGCCUUGAGGGGUCUGGAGGAGGUGGUCAGUGGACCCUAGGUUCCACCCUUGGUAUAAGGGGGAAAACAAAAAGGCUGUGGGUUUGGUUCUCUUACUUCUUAGAGGCUCCCCACCCCCACCUGGUAAGCCUUCAGGUGUCAACGGUGUGGUCCAAAAAACAGUUGUGACAGAAAGUUUGGUGGGCUGGCUUUGUCUACAGUUUGACUCUUGUCUGGCCUGAGUCUCUGAUGCUCCCUCCCCUGAGAGUGAUUGCUCUUCCUCUUUAUCAGACUGUAUUUUCCGGUCCCUAAUAAAAUGUUACAUUUUGAAUACAUUAAAAGGAGUUUUAAAAAUACUAUAAAAGUUGGCCAGGAAAAAUGCAUAAUGGAUAAGCUACCUCAAAGCAGUGUCAAAAUGUUAUUUAUUUUGAUCUAAAAUCAGGUAAGAAACAAGCAGCUUUGCCUAACAACAGGAUAACUUUUCAGAACUCAUCCUUCUCAUCUGCCCCCCGACAAGCUCCCAGGGAUGACCUGGUACACGUCUUGGUACUUAGGGAGCUGCAUCCUAUCCCCAUGGCCUCCAGUCAGACCCACUCACGUUCCACUAGGUAGAUUUGUUACAAAAGAUUCUUCUUUUUUAGCAACUUAUGGAAAAGUCAAGCAAAAAGGAAGGCCCCCUACACCCCCUCCCCCCAGUUUAUUCUGUUGGCAAAAUCUCGCCACACUGUUAAAAGAAGUCUGUAUCUGAGUGAAGUGUGCUGUUUGUCAGUUUUGCGUUACCACGUUAAUAACUGCAUGUGUCUCACAUUGCGGAAGGUAGCGUGGCAAGUGAAUGCCAGGAGUGAAUGUCGCCUUCCUGUGAGCUCAGUGUUUCCUCUGGCUGUCAUCUCCAUUGUAUAGAAAGUCCAGGAUUCAUACCAUUCUUAGUGUGCCCCACACGCACUACCUUUUUCUGCUGGUGUUUGGAAAUGUGAAUUUGAGAGGAAAGUUAUAAAAACCUGAAGGAUCUGGAAGUGUUGCUCAGUGGGCCCUGGGUUCCAUCCUCAGGAUUGGGGGAAAGAAACACAAAAGAACAAAACAAAAACCUGCUCUUUUAAGAAG